UUGUUGUUGUGAGGAAAGAGACCAAAUAGAGAGAGAGAGAGAGAGAAUCAGAUUUUUUUAGGGAACGUCAGGAACUAAAAAAAGCUAUGGACUUGGCUCUUCAUUUUCAUGGUGCUUACCCGUUGAUCAGACAAGGACUCAUGAGAGCCAAUCAUCUUCCUGUUCGAGCAGAUACACCUUCGCCGCGGUUUGUGUUGCAAAACUCGUGCUUUGAGCAGAGUCUUUCAAGAAUCAUGCUUCAAGAUAAAGCUUCUUCUUUGUCUUUAAUGGGGAGAGCCAAGAAAGGAUAUGUUUGUUGCAAGAAACAGUCUAAUAGAGGAACGUCAAACCCGAGUAAAUCGAACCAAGAGGAGAUCAUUUCUCUCUUGAAGCGAAUUCAAUCUUCAAUCUCUAAAGGUGAAUCUCGGGGAAUUGAAGAGAAGAACAGUGAUGAGUCUUCUGGGAGCAAGCCGCUGACCAAAGCUAUUCUUGAUGUUCUUGAGAAAUCAAGAAAGAAAACUGAGGGAGAUACUAAUGUGAAGCAAGAGCCACCAAAGAGACAUUCUGCCUCAGGUCCAAGAGGUAAGCUUCCAGUAUCAAUCAGCGAUAAAGCUUUCGGAGAAAUGACAAAGAAGGAAGAGAAAGUUUCAUUGAUAGAAACUAUGAAACUUGCAGAGCUCAAAGAAGUUGCAAAAAAUAGAGGAAUCAAAGGAUACUCAAAGUUGAGAAAGAGUGAACUAUUAGAGCUGAUUAGAUCGUCAUGACUAAUGAUUGUAAUCUUGAGACCACAUUCUCUCUGACAUGCAAAACCAGAUAACCAAUAUGGCAUGGAGUUGUUACAUAUAGACAAUUAUUCAUGUAAAGUAGAUACAUUUCCAAGAAUCUCAACCUUGUAAUGUUUGGUUUCUCCCCAUUUCUUGCCUAUGGUCAAACUAAAUUCUGAAGAAGUUGCUAACUGGUAACAAAAAUACCCCAAAAAUGGUUCAUAUCUCGAAGGUACUUGAAGAUUCUUAACCAACUGAAGUCAAAAAGGUUACCACAACAAGAAAUCCUUACUAUCCAGAAUCGUAAAUAUAAGAACUUGAAACAGAGCUAACAUCACAAAACAAA
Messenger RNA from Capsella rubella, 1089 nucleotides. RefSeq names its product 30S ribosomal protein S2. The record is from RefSeq and is a predicted model, not a curated record. Lineage: Eukaryota; Viridiplantae; Streptophyta; Magnoliopsida; Brassicales; Brassicaceae. The transcript is spliced from 4 exons. The coding region runs from base 87 to 743 and encodes 218 amino acids. Gene Ontology annotation, biological process: DNA-templated transcription termination.